CCCACCCGCCGCCGCGCUGCGCUGGCUCCCGGCGUGGGGGACGCCCGGCACUGCGCAUGAGCAGGAGGCGGCGGAAGGGCCCGUGAGGAGCCGGGAGCUGCCGCCGCCGCCGCCGGAGGAAGCCGUUGCCGCCGCCGCCCUCAGUCUCCGCCUGAGCCGGGAGGGAAGAGGCCUGCACAGCCCUCAACAUGUUACAGUAUUGUCUGUUUUUACUAGAACAAGUUGAAAUCAUCACAGAAGGAUAAAGUGCGUCAGUUUAUGGUCUUCACACAAUCUAGUGAAAAGACAGCAGUGAGUUGUCUGUCUCAAAAUGACUGGAAGUUAGAUGUUGCAACAGACAACUUUUUUCAAAAUCCUGAGCUUUAUAUACGAGAGAGUGUUAAAGGAUCAUUGGACAGAAAGAAGUUAGAACAACUAUAUAACAGAUACAAAGAUCCUCAGGAUGAAAACAAAAUCGGUAUAGAUGGUAUACAGCAGUUCUGUGAUGAUCUAGCCCUUGACCCAGCCAGCAUUACCGUGCUCAUCAUCGCGUGGAAAUUCCGAGCUGCAACGCAGUGUGAAUUUUCAAAGCUGGAAUUCAUGGAUGGAAUGACUGAGCUGGGGUGUGACAGCAUAGAAAAACUGAAGGCUCAGAUUCCUAAAAUGGAACAAGAAUUAAAAGAGCCAGGAAGAUUUAAGGAUUUUUAUCAGUUUACUUUCAACUUUGCAAAGAAUCCGGGACAGAAAGGUUUAGAUUUAGAAAUGGCCAUUGCCUACUGGAAUUUAGUACUUAAUGGAAGAUUUAAAUUUCUAGACUUGUGGAACAAAUUUUUGUUGGAACAUCAUAAAAGAUCAAUUCCUAAGGAUACCUGGAACCUCCUCCUAGACUUUAGUACAAUGAUAGCAGAUGAUAUGUCUAACUAUGAUGAGGAAGGGGCAUGGCCAGUUCUUAUUGAUGACUUUGUGGAAUUUGCACGCCCUCAAAUUGCUGGGACAAAAAGUACGACAGUGUAGCACUAAAGGACCCUUCUAGAGUGUACAUAGUCUGUACAAAUACCUGAAAUGGAAAAUUGCACAGUCAAUUUCUGCUGGCUGGCCUGAACUGAAGAUCAAUCCUCACAAUAUGGCUGAGGGUUGAGACAAACCUUUUAAGGAUACAACUUGGACCAUAUCAUAUUUCAUUCUUCUACCGGUGGUUUGGGCUUUUCUUCUAGUCUGGACCACUCUUGCCCAUUAAAAUUCCAACAUUGUGGAUUUCAUCAUGGAAUUACAUUUUCUUUUUGGUUUGGUUUUUUUUUUUUGGUGGACCACCCUAGUUUCAUCUCCCAUAAGUCCUAGAAGCUUUAUAAUUCCUUUGAGGUUUCUGGUUUCACACAAAGCACAACGCUGGUCAUCAUCAGACAACUGUUGUUUGGCAUCUGAAUCACACAGAGUGACAUCAAAACGAUUUUUAAAAAAGAAUCCUUAAAUAUACACUUGGGGCUAGUUGCAAGGACUGUAUUGAUAGCACUUCCUGUAAGAGUGAUAUAUUUAAGUGUACUGGGUCUGAUUUUACUGGGUUUUUUUCUUCUUUUCUUUUCUGGAAGAGUACAGGUAUCGUCUAAGUGAGUUUUGAGUAUCCGGUGCAUACAAUUGCAGAAAUAACCAAGGAAACCCAAGGGGAUUGCUGCUGGGGUAUUUAGGUGCCUAUCUGAAUGGUCUGGUUGUGCUUCAGCUGCCUGUGGGCAUGGCUGAAGCCCGACACAACUGCUGUGCGUUCAAAGCAGCCCCGAGUGACGUGAUCAGCCUUCAGCGAGCGCCAGCGGGAGCAACUGCGCGCGGCGUGACAGAAUCCAGUAUGCUCUAGGUUAUUGGCUAAGAUAAGUAGAUCUUGGUGCAGUUGUGAGCAGCUCAUCUGCCUGCAGAAGGAGGGGUUUUCAUUUCUGUGGAAAUCUAAAACUUGAAUAUACUGAAUUUGUGUCUUAAGUGUUUGCUACACAAUACAGUAUUUUAAAUUGCGACAUGUAAUCGUUAUGGUUGAGGUGUGGCAAAACCCACGGCCCUGGUGUACGAGAAGCUGGUGAGGCUGGCGUGAAGCUGGGGUUUGAAACCAUUCUCCUGAGAAGGAAGUGAAGUCUUUAUGACAUAGAGGUACUGCCAUUACAGCUGACACCCCGUUUGGAAUGAUUUUGUUGAUCUUUCUGUGAAUUGACAUAUCACUGUGGUUGCCAAAUGGAGAAAUUGAGAGUAAAGCUUUCCCAAACAAGCACAGGUCCGGUAUGAAAUACUACACUGGCUUCCUUGGCUUCAGUUACUUUGUUGCUCAUCACUACUCCUUAUUGUCUCUACUGCAUUUAACUAAGUCAGUUUUGUUCAAAAAAGGUUUUCUCAGAUGCAGUUCUUUCUUUUUAAUAUUGCAAGAGCUCUUGAGCUGCUUGUGUGCUAAAGAUGGUCUUUCACUCCUCACUUGGUUACUUGUGAAGAGUUGAUAAACACCACUGGGUAAAACGAGCUGGAAAAGGCCAAGCUGGGGAAGAAACGAAAGCCUGGAGUUGCAAGUAAGGAUAGAGGAUUAAGUCCACAGGCUAAAGAGUCACAUAAGGCCAGAAUUGUUUUUGAAAUGAUUAAUUGGUACUUGUGCUGAACAGCAGAACACUGUUAUGCAGCUGCUAAAAGUAUUUUAGGAAGAAAAUGGACUAUGCAUCUUUUAUUUGUCCUCUCUGAAGCUGUUCCUGAGCGAAGCUCCUGGGAGCAGGGCCCUUUUAACUUGUGCAUCUCUCAGUGCAGUUCCACAAAAACUGUUGCAAACUUUCUCCAGCUACUGGAAUUGGCUAUGCCAAAAAAAAAAAAAAGGUGUGUUUUGCUGCUUUUCAGUGUUUCCUUUCUCAAUUUUAUGUAAAUAUAAAUGGGGACUCGAAGUGACGGAAGGGGGGUGGGGAUGGGUGGAAAACAAAAGCUCUACAAGGUAUCUGUGUGUGCUGUUGCUUUGUCUUGAGGGGUUGGUACCUCUUCAGAUGGAUUCGUUCAGGAUGCUGUGUUUGAGGAGGAGAACUGACUUCCUUUUUAGCCCAAGACAGACUUAUCCCUCCCAAAGCCUGCGCUGGUGCAGGGGGGCAGAGUUUUAAAGACUGUUCCUUUUGAAUGCGAGAUCCUUUCCACAAAAUAGUGUUGUCAUCAGCUUGGUACUACACGCUUAUAAUUACUGUGUAAUUAUACAGAAAUACAGAACACUUUGACUAAUACUGUGUUGCAGAAAAGGGUUGUUUGUGCUCUGAUGGCAUCUUACAAGUUUUUCAAAGUGAGUGAUUGAAGUGGCAAGAACCAUUGCUUUAACAGGGUGUUGUUCCAAGGACAAAUGCCUGGGUACAGGGAAUAUUUUGUAUGGAAACGUGCUCAGAUGUGGCCAUGUGUGUGUUUUCCUUUAUAUAUUUGUGUGUUUUUCCUUUGGUGUUUUUUUUUUUCAAGAAUGCAGACAGUUGCUUACUUGGAUUGCUUUAAUUCUUAAGUGCUUAUGUCUUCAAUUUGAUGAUCUCCCCUUAAAUGCAUCCAUUUAAUUUUGCCAAAUGUCAGGAAAAAAAAAAAAGGUGAACGUCAAGUUUGUAACCUGUUUUUAUAUAUGAAAUAUGUACAAAAUUAGAAGUGCCCUGAUAUAAAACACUUAAUCUCAAGAUUAUAUUUAGUAAAAAACCCAUCAUUUACAUAUCUCUGUAAGUUCAAAUGUAACUUCUUACAAUCCCUCUCAUUACCAACAGAGGCAAUAAAGCUCCAGUGAAAUUGC
Messenger RNA from Colius striatus (speckled mousebird), 3736 nucleotides. It is a transcript of the gene DCUN1D1, whose product is annotated as defective in cullin neddylation 1 domain containing 1. The record is from RefSeq and is a predicted model, not a curated record. The transcript has 7 exons. Gene Ontology annotation, cellular component: ubiquitin ligase complex. Gene Ontology annotation, molecular function: ubiquitin-like protein binding; ubiquitin conjugating enzyme binding; cullin family protein binding. Bases 259 to 993 code for a protein of 244 amino acids. NCBI's taxonomy places the organism in Eukaryota, Metazoa, Chordata, Aves, Coliiformes, Coliidae. Gene Ontology annotation, biological process: protein neddylation; positive regulation of ubiquitin-protein transferase activity.